CGUAAUGACGCAACUCCUGAACGCAGCAACGUUCUGCGCGCGCUGCGUCACGGGCGGUUGUAAAACCUCGAGUUCACUUCCCGGUUCCUCGCAUAGCAACAGGAGGUUAAAAAAAAAAAAAGGAAGAUGGCGGAGAGCGGAGACCCCCGUGUUUAGGUAAACACCGCGAGUCAGGACCGGACCACACAGGAGGAGCUCCGGAGGGAGCGCAAGGAGGUGAGGUGAGGUGAGGUGAGGUGGAAGUCGUGCUGCGGCGCCAUGGCCUCCAACCCCGGCCGGCUGAGUCAGCAGGCCCUGGCGGUGCUGGACGUGGCGCUGCGGGUCCCCUGCAUCUUCAUCAUCGACGCCAUUUGUAACUCUCAGUCUGAUCCGGCGGAGGGCUGGAGCGGGACCGCGGGACAGGUGUUACUCAGGGUGCUGGGUAUUGCGGUGUGCGGCGUCGUGCUCGUCUUGUCCCAGAAGUCCCUGUUUAAGUUCUACAGCCUGCUCGUGGGCAUGCUGCUCGGAUCUACCGCCGUGCUGCUAAACUACUACACCACGUCGCAAGUGGACUCGCUCCCGCGCGCGCGUCCGGCACUCUGGCUGGCCUUGGCCGCUCUACAGCUCCUGUUAUCCUUGGGCUACGUGCUGCUGCUCGGCGUAAAGUCGCCGUACUCCACUCUGAUGAUGCUGGACGUCUUGGUGCCCGUGUCCGGGCUUUUCAUGGAGCUUCCCGGGGACGUGAGGCGGAUGUUAGCGGUGGUCUCGGGGUUGGUGCUGGGUCUGAACACCGCUGUGUGCCUGCUCGUCCGAUUAAAGAGACUGUACUACUCGUGCCGUUACGUGUACUUACUGGUGCGGCACAUGUACCGCAUCUACGGGAUACAGCUGCUCCUGGAGGACACGUGGAAGAGGAUUCGGGUGCCGGACGUGCUGCGGGUUUUCUGGCUCACCCGUGUUGCGGCGCAGGCGGUGGUUCUAAUAUACGCGGUGAGGAUGGCUCAGGUGGAGGAGAACGGAGAAGACGAGGCCUACGUGACGUGGGACGUGAUCUGGGAGCUGUGCAGCAGUCUGAUCAUCAGCGGCUGUGACUCAACGCUCACUGUGCUGGGCAUGAGCGCCGUGAUCUCCUCUGCGGCACACUACCUGGGUCUGGGCGUCCUGGCGUUCAUCGGGUCGGCGGAAGACGAGGAGGACCGGCGGCUGGGCUUCGUGGCGCCGGUGCUGUUCUUCAUCCUUGCCCUGCAGACGGGGUUGAGCGGCCUGGAGCCGGGUGAGCGUCUGGUGCGUCUGAGCAGGAAUCUGUGCCUGCUGCUGACGGCCGUGCUGCACUUCGUCCACGGCAUGACUGAGCCGGUGUUGAUGGCGCUGAGCGCCUCGCACGUGCAGUCCGUGCGGCGGCACGCCCCCGCCCUCCUGGUGUCCCUGGUGCUCCUGACGCUGCCGGUGGCGCUGAGCGGCAUGCUGUGGCGGCGCUACGCGCUCAACACGUGGCUGUUCGCCGUCACCGCGUUCUGCGUGGAACUGUGCCUGAAGGUUCUCGUGUCGCUCACGGUCUACACGCUGUUCAUGGUGGACGGCUACUAUGGCACGCUCUGGGAGAAGCUGGACGACUACGUGUACUACGUGCGCUCGGCCGGGAACGUGGUGGAGUUCGUCUUCGGGAUCGUCAUGUUUGGGAACGGCGCCUACACCAUGGCGUUCGAGUCCGGCAGCAAGAUCCGGGCGUGCAUGAUGUGCCUGCAUGCCUACUUCAACAUCUACCUGCAGGCCAAGAGCGGAUGGAGGACGUUCGUGAAGCGGCGCGCCGCCGUGCGGCGGAUCCACUCCCUUCCCGAGGUGACGGGCAGCGAGCUGCGCGGCGUCGAGGACGUCUGCGCCAUCUGCUACCAGGAGUUCGCGACGUCCGCGCGCGUCACCCCGUGUCACCAUUACUUCCACGCGCUUUGCCUGCGCAAAUGGCUGUACAUCCAGGACACGUGCCCCAUGUGCCACCAGAGGGUGUACGACGAGGACGACGCACACCAGCGCGCGCCUUUCUCCAACAACAAUGGCCAGGCGCCGGCCGCAGAUGAGCAGGUGGAGUUCGAAGAGGCCGGAGAAGGCGGGGCCGAAGGGGGCGUAGGGGCGGAGCCCGAAGACGAGCUGCUGGAGGAUAAUGACAGUAUAGAGUACGAUGAAGACGAAUGGGGGGCGCAGAGCGCAGCGAGCCCUGUCGAGGAGGACUACAUCGACGACGACACAGACUCCAAUACAGACUGAUUAAAAAUUAAAAAAAAAAUAGAAAUUUUAACUUAAGGAUUCAGAUCAGGGAUUUGCUCUUUUAUGAUUUGUGUGUGUGUGGAUGGGUGUGUGCUUGUCUUUUGUUUUGUGUGUGUCUGUGUUACUUAAAAGGGCUGAUUGAAUUAAAGUGAACUGAAAGGUGAGUGCAUUCCAAAGCCAGGGCUGAACCGUCAAAGAGAGGUUUUGUUUUUUUGUUUUGUUUUUGUCGUCCUGAUGAAAGGCGUGCGUAUGUUUGCUGCUCAACCGAGAGAAAUCCUCUCGUCUCCUCUCUGGCUGCCCUGCUUACGCGACGAGAGGUUAAAGGUGAUGUGCUACUUACUGUAAUCACACAGAUUUACCUCUUAAUGGCUACUACUGGUCUCUUGUGUGACCUUGCUUUAAGUUUAUGUACGUUGUUGUACAUGUCGUUAAGAAAAGACAAAAAAAAAGACAAAAAAAAAAAAGGCAACAGAGCGCUUUCUUGUAAGAAAGGAAAUUCUCGUGUUCCGCUGGAGGUCCUCCGAGGAGCUUCUCAUUUCACCACGGUCUCCUUGUUCAACUUCAGUUGCAGCUUUUCAUGGUUUUAAAUGCAUCAUUUGUUGUUGUUUUUUUUCUCCUCAUACCAUCCUUUGUACGUCUCCUCCUUGCACGAAAUUUUUGCGUCUUCGGCUUUAUACUGGAGCUGUGAGGUUGUUGUGUAGCUAAUGGGAAUUUUCCUCUCUGAAAAACAAGUCUCCUUAAAUUUUUACAUACGCAGAGCUCUUACAUACCUUUUUUUCCCCAUUAUAGUAAGUUGAGAUGAAAGUAAAAAUUUAUUAAAUUAUUAAUUUUUUUUUUUUUUUCAAAUACCUUCGCAUUUAAGGGUGGAACAAUGUUGCAGUUCCUCUUCAAUCCUACAGGUGGUGCACUUUAAACAAAAUCUAAAUUGUGAUAUUUAUAAAAUCAUGAUGCUAAUGAAAUAGGCACAAAGCUCAGUUAUCAUAGCACUUUCUGUCUUGUCUUCGACUGUGAGGGGCGGAGUCCAUGCGGCAGAGUCAUAUCAAAUUGAAUACAUGUAGAGAUAGAGAUAGACUACAAUACAGGAUGUGUUACUUUUUUUAAUUAGUCCAUAACAAAGGUUGAGUAAAUUUUGCUUUCGUUCAAAGGAGGGGGGAAAACACUGUAUUAGAGUUCAUUACACUUCUUGAUUGUCCUUUAGAGGACAUCGAUGAAGAGAUGGGGUUUUAAUACAGGUCUCGGCCGUUAACACGCCGCCGACCAGCUCGUUAUUGUAGGAGGACGUUUGUACCUGACCAUCACACCCAUAUGUUUCUGUUCUCACUAGAUCUUAGAGCGUGACCGUGAGGAUUUGGGUUUGAUCAGCCCCAUGUCAGCGUUAGUCAGGUCGGGCCCGAAAUGUUCUGAUUUAUCGUGAAGGUGUUCAGUGAAGUUGAGUUCCCUCAGUGUUCUGUGCAGGACACUCGGGUUCUUUCAGUUUUAAUACACCAUGUGGACAAGGGCGCAGUGUCGUCCUGGAACAGGAUUGGGCCUCUUGGUUCCAGUGAAGAGAAAUUGUAAUGCUGCUGAAUAAAAAUAUAUUCUAUACAAUUACGUGCUUCCAAUUUCGUGGUAACAGUUUGGGAAAGAAUGAAGUAUGGGUUUGGUGAUCAGGUGUGUAUGAACAUGAAGUCCCUGUUUGAUAUGGUGGAGGAUAGAGGCAUGGAUGGAUGGGUGAAUAAAUAAAUGUUUGGAUAAAUAAAGUGAUGCAUAAGUAGAUAUAUUAGUGGAUGAGUGGGUGGAUGAAGGGACGAAUGGAUGGAUGCAGUUUGUCUGAAAGUGAGCAAAGGGACUAAGGAUAAAAAAAGCACAAAUCUUUUGUUUUUUUAAAAUAGCUCAUAGCUCCAGUCCAAAACAACUUUAAAAAAAGUGAACAUCAAAUGCAAAUAUCAGGUAAAUCCAAUUUUUUUUUUUUUGCCAAACUGCUCCUAAAACACAUGAGCCUCUGAAUGUUGGUUAUGUUGUUACCAUUAUGUUGACGGUUCUGUCACCGCACUUCUAAAGAUCCGGACUGAGAGUGCUGAUCUUGGGUCCGUUUUUUUUUUUUUUUUUUUUUUUUACCUUUCUAACCAUCAGUAAAUUAUGUAACGUAUUUAACAUACCUGUAUUUGACAACAAAAAAAGCCUUUUUAUUUCUUGAUCAUGAAGGCUGAUGUGGUAUAAAGCCUCCUCCUGGUCUUUUCAUAGCAUAUUAAAUCCGAUUACAUAGACACUAGUGUUAGUAGAAUUUCUUGGCGGAAUGAGUCUUAUCCAGCAUUAACUCUCCUUCACACCAAGUCUCUGCAAUUAGUCGAGAAUAUAAUCUUCUAAAUAUUGAAAUAAUUCUUUCAUGUCCCCCGUUGUUAAGGAUGUGGGGAUGAAAAUCAAUAAAUCUGUGAAUUAAAUAAGCCUCAGAUUAAAUCAGCAGUAUUGAGCAGUGUCUGAUCUGAUCUGAUCUGAUUUGAGACCAGCUCCCAGGGCACUGUACUCUUACUUUCUUACAGGAAAGUAAAGGAAGUAUUUCCUGGAUGGGUUAUGAACUGUAUAGUUGAUGGAGUUCCAGUGGAAUUGUUCAAAUUGUUAAGAGGAGUUAAUAAAUUCUAUUUAAAAAAAAAAAAGUGUUGUCAUGUAUAAACAAAAAAAGGUCUGACAUCAUGACUUUUCUGGUUGUUUCCAAAUUCUACAUCCACUGUCUAAGUACUUGCACUACUUAUCCAAGUAGCGUUUUCAGACUUUGACCUUAGACUUGGAUGAGUCGUGAAAAGUUUCUACUGAAGGAAGAAGUCCAGUUGACAUGACUUACCUUCCAGAUAACUUCACCUGGAUGACUGAGAAUCUUCACUGAUGUUUUGAGCAAAGUGCUAUCUGCCUUCAUCCACAUAUAGUACCAGUUUUGACCCUUCAAAUUGCAUGGUCUGUUCUGAUUUUUAUUUCUUUUUACACUGUAAAACAACGCUAAAGGCGUCCAUAAUAUGCAAUAAUCCUUUGAACAGUUGAUAUUGAGAUGUAUCAGCUACUUAUGCUUUGUAAAUCCUUUAUAACGGCUCUAAUCUGAGGUA
Molecule: messenger RNA, 5315 nt
Organism: Clarias gariepinus (North African catfish)
Lineage: Eukaryota; Metazoa; Chordata; Actinopteri; Siluriformes; Clariidae
Gene: rnf139
Product: ring finger protein 139
Exons: 3
Coding region: 259-2241 (660 amino acids)
Biological process (GO): ERAD pathway
Cellular component (GO): endoplasmic reticulum; endomembrane system
Molecular function (GO): ubiquitin protein ligase activity; zinc ion binding
Source: RefSeq, a predicted model, not a curated record